Molecule: messenger RNA, 4864 nt
Organism: Esox lucius (northern pike)
Lineage: Eukaryota; Metazoa; Chordata; Actinopteri; Esociformes; Esocidae
Gene: nsmaf
Product: neutral sphingomyelinase (N-SMase) activation associated factor
Exons: 31
Coding region: 254-2992 (912 amino acids)
Molecular function (GO): protein binding
Source: RefSeq, a predicted model, not a curated record
AUAGUGCAUUGUGAUUUCUAGAUCAGUUAUCUCGGUAGUCGCCUUCAGUCGUUUAAUCUUCACGAACGUAGCCAAAGUCUGAAAAGCCUCCUGUUACGCUUUUGGAACAACUCCACAUAUCCGGCGCACCAGCUAGCAAGCGAAAUUUAGAGCCCCUAUUGCAUUGCAGGCGCCCUCUGGUCACUGUCGCAGUGAGUUUCCGUGUUUAUUGUAUACAACAACAUCUCUUGCAAUGGAUGUUCUGCAGUAAAGGAUGGCAUUUAUUAAAAGGAAAGAACGGUCUAAGGAAAGGUUUUCAUUGUUGUUGCUCGACUUAGAAGAAUAUUACUUCGAACAGCACACAGUGCACCAUGUGACAACUAUUUCCGACAAAAAAAGAAAGAUCAGAGGGUCACUCAAAAUAUGCUCCAAAUCCAUCAUUUUUGAACCAGAGGAACACGUGGAGCCAAUUUUAAAGAUUCCCCUCAGAGACUGCAAAAAGAUUGAGGUCAUUGAGGAAAAGGACCAAAAUCCUUUCAAUGAAAGCAAACCAGCUGGCCUCUCCAUUUUAUGCAAACAGGUUUACCUUAUCAAAGAGUGCAAUGUCGUUGCGCCUUACAGAGUUGAAAGGGGAGAUCGUACCUUUCUCUUCUACCUGGAAAUUUUGAGUAAAACGGAGGAUAUUGUCCAAACAUUGCUUCAGUUACACAGGGCAUCAUGUCUGGACAAGCUUGGAGACCAGACGGCCAUGAUUGCAGCUAAUUUACAAUCCAGAUUGGCUAGAACAUCGUUUGACAAAAACUGCUUCCAGAAUGUUGCAGAAAUACCACACAUGGAAUGUGAGGCAGAGAUGGUCACUCCAUUGGUUACAAACCCUGGGCACGUGUGCAUAACUGACCAAAGUCUCUACUUCCAACCACUCAAUGGCUACCCCGAACAAGUUGUCCGAAUAGAGCUUCAUCGAGUUAAACGAAUCUACAAGAGAAGACAUGGACUCAGGCCAUUGGGGCUUGAAGUGUUCUGCACGGAAAACGACUUCUGCUCCGAUAUCUAUCUGAAGUUUUAUCAGACCAGUGACAGAAAUGACCUCUACUAUUACAUCGCCACAUUUCUGGAGAACCACAUGGCAGAGCACACAGCGGAGAGCUACAUGCUCCAGUGGCAGCGUGGCCACCUCAGUAACUACCAGUACUUGAUGCACCUCAACAACUUGGCUGACCGCAGCGGCAAUGACCUGUCUCAGUACCCCGUCUUUCCCUGGAUCAUUGCAGACUACAGCAGCACGGAGCUGGAUAUGAUGAACCCUACAACAUUCCGUGACCUGAGCAAGCCAGUGGGUGCACUGAAUAAAGAGAGACUAGAGCGUUUAUUGUCCCGGUACAGAGAUAUGCCUGAACCUCGUUUCAUGUAUGGCAGUCAUUACUCCUCUCCAGGCUAUGUGCUUUUCUACCUAGUCAGAGUUGCUCCAGAACACAUGUUGUGUCUUCAAAAUGGCCGCUAUGAUAAUGCAGACCGCAUGUUCAAUAGCAUAGGGGAAACAUGGAAAAAUUGCUUAGAGGGUGCCACCGAUUUUAAAGAGUUGAUCCCAGACUUCUUUGGUAAUGACCCCAGUUUUCUGCUGAACCGCCAGAAUCUGGAUUUGGGAAAAAGGCAAGAUGGUAGCUCGGUUCAAGAUGUUGAUCUUCCACCAUGGGCUGCAGAUGCCAGUGAUUUUCUUCAGAAGAGUCAGAAAGCGCUGGAGAGUCAGUAUGUGUCAGAACACCUGCAUGAAUGGAUUGACCUGGUGUUUGGCUUCAAACAAAGAGGGAGUGAAGCAGUGGCAGCCCAAAAUGUGUUCCACCCACUGACAUAUGAGGGCGGCAUCGACUGCGAUAGUAUAGAGGACCCGGAUCAGAAGAUUGCCAUGCUGACUCAGAUCUUGGAGUUUGGGCAAACCCCAACACAACUGUUCACCACACCACACCCGCAGAGGAUAACACCCAGGUUCCAGAGCAUCUCACGAACACCAAGCGUAAACACACCCCUCAAUGAGCUCUCUCCAGUUUCCACAAGUGAGGACUCCUUUGAAGACUUAACCGAAGAGAGUAGGAGACUUGCUUGGAACAACAUAGCCAAACUCAAGUUGAUAUCCAGUCACAAAAUACAUAAAGAGGCUGUGACUGGCAUUGCAGUGACUCGGUCUGCCUCAUCAGUCUUCACGACAUCACAAGACUCCACACUGAAGAUGUUCUCCAGGGAGUCCAAUGGAUUGCAGAGAAGCAUGUCCUUCUCAAACAUGGCAUUAUCGUCCUGCUUGAUGCUACCAGAGGAUAAGGCUGUAGUGUGCUCCUCGUGGGACAAUAAUGUGUAUUUCUACUCUAUACCAUUUGGUAGGCGUCAGGACACACUGAUGGGCCAUGAUGAUGCCAUCAGUAAAAUGUGCUGGAGAGACAACCAGCUUUACACAGCAUCCUGGGAUUCCACAGUUAAGGUUUGGCAAUGUGACUCAGCUGAUAUCGCAAAUAAUAAGAGAUGCCAAUUCCAGUUGCUGGCUGAGUUUGAACAUGAAGCGGGGGUGAACACUAUUAGCCUAAACCCAGCAGGUACUUUGUUGGUAUCAGGGACUAAGGAUGGAACCGCCAGCAUAUGGGAUACCAGUAGCUUGGCACAACUUCAUCAAGUUCACUGUCACUCUGGAAAAAUCCACGAUGUAGCUUUUAGUCCUGACAGCAGACACAUAUUGAGUGUAGGAGAGGACUCAUGUCUGAAGGUUAUCGACGUCCAGACAGGCAUGAUGAUCUCAUCUGUGCAAGCCGAUGAGGAGCAACGGUGCUUCUGCUGGGAUGGGAACACUGUCCUGUCGGGUGGUCAGUCCGGACACCUCCAGGUCCUAGACUUGAUGAGCAACAAAGUGAUCACCAGGAUUCCUGGACAUUCAGGUGCCGUCACAGCCAUGUGGAUGAACGAACAGUGUAGUACAGUGAUCACAGGCGGCGAAGACAAGCAGGUCAUCUUCUGGAAGCUCGACUGUUGACCGGAGUGCUUGAUAGUCACUCCAAGAAGGAUACUUGAUCGGAGACAUCUGUAAAAUGUCUGGCUUUAACCAAAAAGGGUAUCGGCAGCGUUAGAGGUUACUACUUCACCCAGAGAUGGUAGAGGGAAGGUAAUGCACAAUGAUGUAUAGGAACCGAACCUGAAGACCAAUUACGUAUACCUCUACUUUUGUUUAUUCAUUAGGGCUAACAGUGUUACUUUGUUGCAGUAUGCCCUCCCAGCAUUUGUGUACUCUAGAGAUUGCGCUCAAUCCAAUAAAUGUGGAGUGCUUGAGCAAAAUUGAGGUAUGGACUAUAAUGCCAUCCUCAUAUUUAUAUGGUCAUAUGUACAUGGUUUAGGAUGGUUGGUAAAAUUACCAUUUUCCUGAAUGUGAGUUUAGCAAAGCAAUUGUCUAAUCUUAAAAAGCCAUUCCCAAUAAUAUUAGAAAAUAUAAAUAUCUCACUGGCUACAGUGAGAUUGGCAUAACGACACUCUUACAGCAUUACCAUGCAAAAUCAGUUGGUCAAUUAUUUUACCCUUAAGUUAGUCAAAGCAGGUUUCCUCAAAUUCUUUUUUUAAAAUAUAAUUUCCUUACAGUAAAGAAUGUUUAUAUUGUUUAAGCAUUCAUACAGCUAUUCAUAUAGCUAAAAUUAACUAUAUUCAGCAGUGUUUCAGAAAUGACUGCAUUUGAGAAUGACAUUUAAAUACAUUUACAAUUGCUAACAUAUUUGAACACCUGGAAAAGAUUGUACAAAAUAUUCCAUUAAUAUUCCAUUAAUUAAAAACACCAGUUGCUGCCUAGUUGUUACAAUACCUUCUCAUGAACUGACAUUUGAUCUACCGUCAUUCCGUGCUAAUGCAUUGAAAUUGGUCAAGUUUUGAUUUAGAUAAAAUAUGAGUCAGGGCUAGUCAACCCCAGAGGGUUUUCAUCCUCUUUUUUCCAAGUGACUGAUUCAGACCUAGGUCACCAAGUGAUUGCAAAUAACUAUUCUUUAAAAGUGUUUUAGCCUAGUAGUACCAUUUAUUAAACAGUGCUGACCUAACUGUUAAACAAAUGCUAAGGCAUAAUAACAAUCAAAAUAAGGUUUCUAAGCACAUUUUUCGUUUAAAUAGUUUACUGCAGAAAGACUACACUCAGGAACUCCCACCAUGCAACACUCAUGCAAAAUUGUUACAACCCCAUUUUAGCAAAAACAAAGUUUUGGCAUAGACUCUGUCCAUACUAUCAAUAUACCGCCCUGCUCACCCCUUUUAAUGGAGAAUGAUCAAUCUUGUUUUAUUACCUGAGAUUUUAUUUACAUUAUGUGGAGCUUAAACCUAUAUUGACAAUCAUGUUACAAAGGCAGUAAUAAAAGUAAUGAAGAAUGUAUUUGCAGUAUUGUAACAUCAUACAGCUAUGAAAAGUUUGCUAUUUGUGUACAAUUACAAAUAAUUAUACUCUGUGUAUGUACUGUAUGAAUGUUUGCAUGUAUCUAUGUCUUUCUGUUUGAUAUUUCUUUUGAGGGACAAACCUCAAAUAAAUUGUGGUUUAACCUCACCUUGUCCUACAAAUGUUGCUUCAGAUUGUACAGUUGUCUCCACUGUGGUCCUUGCAAUUGUGUAAUACUAAAAACAGCUGUAACAGUUAUAUAACCGAGCUGUCAGCAGCAUUUGGUCUAUGAGUUUUAGUUAAAACAGUGUGGUGUUUACCUAAUGACAGGCAAAUGUAUUUGCAUGAAGUUGCUGAGAACUAUGCUGUAUAUGGAAUUGAAGAGCAAUUUAGUCCACUCUCCUUCAUGUAUUAGGGCUAAUACACCCUUCCAGCCUUUGAGUACUGUACAGAUCUUGCUCAAUAAAGUAUUGCACAUCUGUAAAUAAACGUGUUUUCAGUUGU